Actinia tenebrosa (Australian red waratah sea anemone) is the source of this 2262-nucleotide messenger RNA. RefSeq lists its product as uncharacterized. The record is from RefSeq and is a predicted model, not a curated record. NCBI's taxonomy places the organism in Eukaryota, Metazoa, Cnidaria, Anthozoa, Actiniaria, Actiniidae.
AUUUCAGUUCCUCGUAGUUCAAGAUCGGUGUAAAAUGGUGGAAUUACCUAAUCAUUUUUCCUGUCAAAAUGCGCUUAUUUUUUAUACUUUAAAACACGUUUUUCUUCUCAUACUGCUUUGGUGCGACGAAUAUUCAUCGGUUCGUGUCUCAAAAGUGAAGAUAAUUCGCUCCAUUGAAGGCCAAGUGGAUAGGAUAAGAUUCCCAAGGCAGCUUUGUGGAACCGCGGCAAGUGCAGAAAACAUUGGUUGUGAUACGAUGCAGAAAAGAAAAGGACAGUCGUGUUCAUGUACCUGUAACAUAACAAAUCCAUCCGGUACUUCGUAUGUUAAGAACACUGUUGUGUAUAACAACGGUUCAUGGCUGUGCUUGGGUAACGCAAAAGUACGACAGUUUGCUGGAUGUAACGUUUUAUCUGUUGGUGAAACUAUUACCGAUCCCAUCCCGGAUAUUUCACGAAAGCGUCCUUAUGUUUUCAAAACUCCGGACCAAAGAUGCCGUGUCAAUUUCUUGAACUCGGCUUAUUCGAGUUGCACUGGGACUUGGAAACGCCUAAGCGAAAGGGUCUUAAGAAGAUUUGUUAAUACGUCAAGAAGAUUUACGAAAGAUGAAAUUCUUCUUGAGUAUUCUGGAGUUACAGAAUCCCACCACAAUGUUAAUGGAAGAGUUAUCAGACUCGCAGUUUCUUGUAGAAAGCAAAAGAAGAACAAGAAUGUAGGCUGUAUAGUAAUGAAGAUGAAGGGAAAGAUGAGAUGCCCUUUCAUGGCCAGUUCAAGACCUACAGACGAUACAAAGGUCAGCAUCGUUACCACAGCAACAAGAAACGUAACAACGAAAACUGAGCCUCCACUGCCGAGGCAUCUCCACCGUCCUAAAAUAGGGGCGAGCAGGAAAAACAUAGAGAAACGAGAAAGCGGCGUUGACGAUCAAAUAACAGUAUUCCAUCCACUGGCCGUGAUACUGGGUGCCUUUGCUGUGGUGAUUGUGACCAUUGUAGUUGUUUCAGCCUUUGUUGUCAUGGUAAUGAGAAAAAAACUUAACAGCUUCGACGACCAGAGAGAUGAAGAUGAUGGUGAUCUUAAGUUUUUGUUCUGAAUAAUCAGUUUAUUAUCGAGAUUAUUUUGCAUUGAUGCCGGUUAAAAACUGCCUAGUCUCGUACCCAGAGCUCGUCGCGCAAUAAUGACAGGGCUCUGGGUCUAAAGCGGGUCAAGCACUGUCACUGUGGGAUCCCAUCAAUGUAGUACGACGUUUUAAGUCUUGUUGUUUGAUUAGUCAUGUCCAUAUAAUUAAAACUACAAUGAAGUUCUUACAAUGAUUCCCCAAUUCAAACUUCAACCAUACUCCCAAAAUAAGGAAAUAUUGGAUGUCACUAGUUGUAUGAAGUGACUUCCAGUGAUAGUGAUAUUGUCAAAUAUGUAAAAACGGAUGCCAUCGGCUUGUAGAUAAGGCUAAGGGGGCUAAGGGGCAUGCGCAAACGCAGUAGCCGAUCGACUCUUCCAAUAAAAACUCCAAGCCAAACCGAAGCAAAACUUACCCUCUUGGAGGGGAAAUAGAAACUAGUGGAACUUACCAUAUCAGGAAACAACUUUGACUUUGAGGCAAUAGUAAAUCACUUGUUGGUGUCUGAAUGUAUACAUUUUACAAUCAUCAGCCAAGUAAUUCGUCAGGGUGAUAGGAGAUUCUUGCUUUUGCAGCUUAAAUUGCUGUUCCAAAGCAGAAGCUGUAAAAGUUAUUGAAAACAUUUCCAGAAACUUCGGGGCUCGUGGGAUAAUACAGUACGACCGGCAUUUGCUCGCCUUCCCUGUAUAAAAAAAAUCAAUUAAAAAAAAAUCGGUGUAUUUUUUCAAUGGGAUGGAUGGUUUAUUCUUUUCAUAAAAAAAGGAAAAGUCGUGGGACUCGUUAUAAAAAUGUAUAUGUGUAAACGUAUCAAAGGUUAUUUUUCUAUUGAACCAUACAAUUAUAUUCUAUCCAAUAUCCUAGCAAUUGUAUUCUGCGAUCCACGUGUUUGUACAUACAUAAAAUACCAUACAACUAAAGACUCUCAAUCGAGUCUGAAUUUUAAUAUAUCAAAUUAAACGUGGCCUAUAUUCGGCUAACUUUUUGGAAAAAUAUGUAUUAUUUAUGAACAUAGCAAAAGAGUUCAUUUUCAAUGAUUAUGUAGAAAAAAUAGCUAGAGUGGUCUAUAAACUAUGGUCAGACCAUUUUCACACCAGUCUUUUAUUUUGCGUCAGCUGAAACAAUAAAAAUGAGAGAUCCUAAGAAGA